Molecule: messenger RNA, 644 nt
Organism: Fundulus heteroclitus (mummichog)
Lineage: Eukaryota; Metazoa; Chordata; Actinopteri; Cyprinodontiformes; Fundulidae
Product: sperm acrosome membrane-associated protein 4
Exons: 3
Coding region: 125-511 (128 amino acids)
Source: RefSeq, a predicted model, not a curated record
CAAAUCCGUCACACUUUAGUUUUGUCUUGUCCUCGGUUACUCCUGGUUUCAUUUGAGCUCAGACAGACAACAACCUGAACCUGUUGAUCCUUUGUGUUUAUAGAGGUUAAAAAUCCUACCAACAAUGAAUACCAUGUGGAAAGCGGUAAUUGGUCUCAGUGCCUUGAUUGUGGCGGCAAACUGCCUGGACUGCCGUCAGUGCUCCAUUGGUGUGUUUGGAAGCUGCUUCUUUGGGAGUGACGUCAAAUGUGAUAACGCAACAGCGAGCUGUUACACUGGGGAAGCACAGUUCAAUGCUACAAAGGUGGUGUCCCUGCACACCAGGGGUUGCCUGGACUCAGACCUGUGCAACGUGACACUGACUGGAUCCCUCAUUGGCGCGUCUUACACCAGCACCUUCAAAUGCUGCACCACAGACCUGUGCAACGCCGGCACGUCUGCCCAGCUGUCUCUGACUGUGGCUCUCUUUACUGCCGCCCUGUCCACACUGCGGAGCUUCUGGGAGUUGUAGUCAGACCGUUAUAAUCACUGCUCCAACCUGAUUUUUCUGAUUAUGUUAACCGUGCAAUACACAAAUGAUUCCUUUAUGUGAAGCUUACAGGUUCAUUUACUUCUGUAAAAACCAAUAAAAGCUCUGAAAUUAA